GCCGGCUGCUCUGCGAUGGCGUGCGUGCGGCUGUGAGCGCUCCCACACAUUGCACGCGUGGACACGGCUCUCGAGCUCCCGAACGAUGGGUGCUGCAGGGCUGUGACCAUUCCUGGGGAGAAGCAGGAGGAAGAGUGGAUUACUCUGCGAAGCACUGGCUUGCGGCCGGUGCCCUCCCGAAAAAAUUAACUCACCUGGAUAUCCGCCUGUGGUGGGAACGGCUCCCCUGGAGCGGGUGGUCUUCUCUCCACAAUGGCUCAUGCAGCCGCCUCCAUUAAGAAAGUUCGAGAGUCCGAACUUGAAGAGAGGGAGAGAAACCUUGAGAAGGAGAGGAAAAGGCAGCGGAAAAUCUCUAGGGCAGAUCGGAAACGCAAGUCUGACAGCAAUGCAAGCUUUCUCCGAGCUGCCAGAGCUGGUAAUCUGGACAAAGUAGUGGAAUACCUGAAAAGUGGAAUAGACAUUAAUACAUGUAAUCAGAAUGGACUCAAUGCUCUGCACCUGGCAGCUAAAGAAGGCCAUGUGGGACUGGUACAAGAAUUAUUGGAAAGAGGGUCGGCUGUGGAUUCUGCCACUAAGAAAGGGAAUACAGCCCUACAUAUUGCAUCCUUAGCAGGACAAGCUGAAGUUGUCAAAGUUCUGGUUAAGGAAGGAGCCAAUAUUAAUGCACAGUCUCAGAAUGGCUUCACUCCAUUAUACAUGGCAGCUCAAGAGAACCACAUUGAAGUGGUGAAAUAUCUCUUGGAGAAUGGAGCCAACCAAAGCACAGCUACUGAGGAUGGUUUCACUCCCUUAGCUGUUGCACUGCAACAAGGACACAAUCAGGCAGUGGCUAUCCUGCUGGAAAAUGACACCAAGGGGAAAGUGAGAUUACCAGCCUUGCACAUUGCCGCUAGAAAAGAUGACACCAAAUCAGCAGCGCUCUUACUGCAGAACGACCACAACGCCGAUGUGCAGUCCAAGAUGAUGGUGAAUAGGACGACUGAGAGUGGCUUUACACCUUUGCACAUAGCUGCGCACUAUGGAAAUGUCAAUGUGGCAACGCUGCUGCUAAACAGAGGAGCUGCAGUUGAUUUCACAGCAAGGAAUGGAAUCACCCCACUGCAUGUGGCUUCCAAAAGGGGAAACACAAACAUGGUGAAGCUCUUGUUGGAUCGCGGAGGGCAGAUCGAUGCCAAAACCAGGGAUGGACUCACCCCACUCCACUGUGCUGCAAGAAGUGGCCAUGACCAGGUUGUGGAAUUGCUUCUGGAACGAGGUGCCCCACUGCUUGCAAGGACCAAGAAUGGGCUCUCCCCACUUCACAUGGCGGCCCAGGGGGACCACGUGGAAUGUGUCAAACAUCUCCUCCAACACAAAGCUCCUGUGGACGAUGUCACCUUGGACUACCUGACCGCCCUUCACGUGGCCGCACACUGUGGCCACUAUCGUGUCACCAAGCUCCUUCUGGACAAGAGAGCAAAUCCCAAUGCUCGUGCCCUGAAUGGUUUUACUCCACUGCACAUUGCCUGCAAGAAAAAUCGCAUCAAAGUCAUGGAACUCCUGGUGAAAUAUGGGGCUUCAAUCCAGGCUAUAACAGAGUCGGGCCUCACACCAAUACAUGUGGCUGCAUUUAUGGGCCACUUGAACAUAGUCCUCCUUCUGCUGCAGAACGGAGCCUCUCCCGAUGUCACUAACAUUCGUGGAGAAACGGCGCUGCACAUGGCAGCACGUGCUGGGCAGGUGGAAGUAGUUCGUUGCCUCCUGAGAAACGGGGCCUUGGUUGAUGCCCGAGCCAGGGAAGAACAGACUCCACUGCACAUUGCCUCUCGCUUGGGUAAAACAGAGAUUGUCCAGCUUCUGCUCCAGCACAUGGCCCACCCUGAUGCUGCAACGACUAAUGGGUACACCCCACUGCACAUCUCGGCCAGAGAGGGACAAGUUGAUGUUGCGUCAGUGCUCCUAGAGGCAGGGGCCUCACACUCCAUGUCCACCAAAAAGGGAUUCACACCCUUACAUGUGGCGGCCAAAUAUGGAAGCCUGGAAGUGGCGAAACUCCUCCUGCAGCGUCGCGCCUCUCCCGAUUCGGCUGGCAAGAACGGCCUCACGCCCCUCCACGUGGCGGCCCAUUACGACAACCAGAAGGUGGCUCUGCUGCUGCUGGAGAAGGGCGCCUCGCCACACGCGACCGCCAAGAAUGGAUACACCCCUCUGCACAUUGCUGCCAAGAAAAAUCAGAUGCAGAUAGCGACCACUCUACUGAACUACGGGGCUGAGACCAACAUUUUGACCAAACAGGGAGUGACCCCACUUCAUUUGGCCUCCCAAGAAGGUCACACUGACAUGGUGACCUUGCUUUUGGAGAAAGGAUCCAAUAUCCAUGUGGCAACAAAGACCGGGCUGACAUCCUUACACCUUGCAGCUCAAGAGGAUAAAGUGAAUGUUGCCGAAAUACUCACAAAACAUGGUGCAAACCAGGAUGCUCAGACAAAGCUCGGUUACACACCUUUGAUCGUGGCAUGUCACUAUGGAAACAUCAAAAUGGUGAAUUUUCUUCUCAAGCAGGGAGCAAAUGUCAAUGCUAAAACAAAGAAUGGGUACACCCCUCUUCACCAAGCUGCUCAGCAAGGCCACACUCACAUCAUCAAUGUUCUUCUCCAACACGGGGCCAAGCCCAAUGCCAUCACCACUAAUGGUAACACUGCCUUAGCUAUUGCUAGGCGUCUGGGAUAUAUCUCAGUGGUCGAUACGCUGAAGGUUGUAACGGAGGAGAUUACUACCACCACAACUACUGUAACAGAGAAACACAAGCUAAAUGUACCUGAAACAAUGACCGAGGUCCUGGAUGUUUCAGAUGAAGAAGGUGAUGAUACAAUGACAGGAGAUGGAGGAGAGUACCUUAGGCCAGAAGACCUCAAAGAACUCGGAGAUGACUCUUUACCAAGCAGCCAGUUCUUGGAUGGUAUGAACUACCUGAGGUACAGCUUGGAAGGAGGGCGAUCUGACAGCACCAUGCCCAGCCUGCGGUCCUUCAGUUCAGACAGGUCUCACACGCUGAGCCAUGCCUCCUACCUGAGGGACAGUGCCAUGAUUGAUGACACGGUUGUAAUCCCCAGCCAGCAGGUAACGACGUUGGCCAAAGAAGUUGAGAAGAAUUCAUAUCGCUUAAGCUGGGGUCCUGAAAACUUGGACAAUGUGGCUCUUUCUUCCAGCCCUAUUCACUCAGGCUUCCUAGUUAGUUUCAUGGUGGAUGCUCGUGGGGGUGCCAUGCGAGGUUGCAGACAUAAUGGACUCCGAAUUAUUAUUCCUCCACGGAAAUGCACUGCUCCAACACGCGUGACCUGCCGGCUGGUGAAACGCCACCGCCUGGCCACCAUGCCUCCCAUGGUGGAAGGUGAAGGUCUGGCCAGCCGCCUGAUUGAAGUCGGACCGUCCGGUGCUCAGUUCCUUGGUAAACUUCAUCUGCCUACGGCUCCUCCCCCACUUAAUGAGGGAGAAAGCUUGGUCAGCCGAAUCCUUCAGCUGGGGCCUCCUGGGACCAAAUUCCUUGGGCCUGUGAUUGUGGAGAUUCCCCAUUUUGCUGCUCUGCGUGGGAAAGAGAGAGAGCUGGUGAUCCUGCGCAGUGAGAAUGGGGACAGCUGGAAGGAACAUUUCUGUGAAUACACUGAGGAUGAACUGAAUGAAAUCUUGAAUGGAAUGGAUGAAGUCCUUGACACACCAGAGGAACUUGAGAAGAAACGCAUCUGCCGCAUCAUCACCCGAGAUUUUCCUCAGUACUUUGCAGUGGUAUCCCGGAUCAAACAGGACAGCAACCUUAUUGGACCCGAGGGAGGUGUGCUGAGCAGCACGGUGGUACCACAAGUGCAGGCAGUCUUCCCAGAAGGGGCUCUAACCAAACGAAUUCGUGUUGGCCUCCAGGCUCAACCUAUGCAUACUGAACUUAUAAAGAAGAUUUUGGGCAACAAGGCUACCUUCAGUCCUAUAGUCACGCUGGAACCCAGAAGAAGGAAGUUCCAUAAACCCAUCACGAUGACGAUUCCUGUCCCUAAAGCCUCCAGUGAUGGGAUCAUGAAUGGUUAUGGAGGUGACACUCCAACUUUAAGGUUACUGUGCAGCAUAACAGGAGGAACCACCCCUGCCCAAUGGGAAGACAUCACUGGAACAACACCACUCACGUUUGUUAAUGAAUGUGUUUCCUUCACGACAAAUGUGUCUGCCAGAUUUUGGUUGAUAGACUGUCGACAGACACAAGAAUCCGUUACUUUUGCUUCCCAAGUGUACAGAGAGAUUAUCUGUGUCCCCUACAUGGCCAAAUUUGUGGUGUUUGCCAAAUCACAUGAUCCCAUUGAAGCACGGUUAAGAUGUUUUUGCAUGACAGACGACAAGGUGGAUAAAACUCUAGAACAACAAGAAAAUUUUGCUGAAGUGGCCAGAAGCAGAGAUGUAGAGGUAUUAGAAGGAAAACCCAUCUAUGUUGACUGUUUUGGCAAUUUGGUGCCACUAACAAAGAGUGGGCAACAUCAUAUAUUCAGUUUUUUUGCCUUCAAAGAAAACAGACUUCCCCUGUUCGUUAAGGUGCGAGAUACCACUCAAGAACCCUGUGGACGGUUAUCGUUCAUGAAGGAGCCCAAAUCUACAAGAGGUCUUGUUCAUCAAGCCAUAUGUAAUUUAAACAUCACUUUACCUGUUUACACAAAGGAAUCAGAAUCAGAUCAAGAACAAGAAGAAGAGGUUGAUAUGACUUCAGAAAAAAAUCAACAGCAUGAUCAGGAAAGGACAGAGGAAAGACUGGCCCACAUUGCUGAUCACCUUGGAUUCAGCUGGACAGAGCUAGCAAGAGAACUGGAUUUCACAGAAGAGCAAAUUCAUCAAAUCAGGAUUGAAAAUCCUAAUUCACUUCAAGACCAGAGCCACGCACUCCUCAAAUACUGGCUUGAAAGGGAUGGGAAACAUGCAACAGAUACAAAUCUUACCCAGUGUCUUACAAAAAUCAACCGAAUGGAUAUUGUUCACCUAAUGGAGACCAGCGGCAUAGACUCCAUGCAAGUCCACGGCACUCGCACGUAUGCAGAAAUUGAACAAACGAUAGGAUUGGACCACAGUGAAGGGUUUUCUGCACUGCAAGAAGAUCUGUUCAGUUCAAGACAUAAGCAAGAACAACAGCACAGAAUAUCUAAAGACAGUGACCCAACUGAACACCCUCCUAUUGUCUCCGAGGAAGAUGUAUCUGUUAGUUACUCUCCUUUCCAGGACAGCACUCCCAGGAGUGAGGCAGAACUGUCAAUGGCUGAGCUCCUGAGACAAGCACACAAGGAACAAGUAGAAUCCGAAUUCUCAGGGAAACCCCAGGAUGUGCCAGAAAAAACAUCUGCUUCACAACAUGAAUAUUUUGUCACAACUCCAGGAACAGAGCAGUCUGCAGCACCAGAAACUGGAAAGGCAGCAAAUGAAAAAUCCGCAUGCUUCAGCGUGGCAAAGGAAGAGAGAGAAAAAUCAUCCCCACGUUCCCCAUCAUCUUCGCAGAGCAGUGAAUCUCCCAUCAUCCAAGAGCCCGAGGAGCCUGAGCUCCAUCAGGAUGACGUCUCUCCAAGGAGAACUAGUCUAGUGAUAGUGGAGUCAACCGAUGAACAGCCAGAAAAGCUUGGAAGUGGCUACGAGGAGGAGUCUUUGGAAAAGGAGCUAGCAGAGGAGUUAGGCGAGCUGGAGACCAGCUCGGACGAGGACGAGGUGGUAACUACCAGGGUCAUUCGUCGCCGGGUGAUUAUUCAGGCUGAUAGUAUGCCUGAAAUGCCACCAGAAACAGUCACAGAAGAGCAAUAUACAGAUGAACAUGGCCAGACAGUGGUAAAGAAGGUCACUAGAAAGAUCAUCCGGCGAUAUGUUUCUCCAGAUGGCACAGAAAAAGAAGACAUCAUAAUGCAAGGAACACCACAAGAACCUGUCACCGUUGAAGAAGGAGAUGGCUAUUCCAAAGUUCUAAAACGGGUUGUGCUAAAGAGUGACAGCGAACAGUCAGAGGUGACUUUGUCUGAACCAGGUGUUUUGCCCAGUGCCUCCAAUUUCCAGUCUGAACCAGUGGAAGGCCGCAAGGUCAGCAAAGUCAUAAAGACAACUGUAGUGCAAGGAGAGAGAACAGAGAAACACCUAGGAGAUGCUAGCUUAGCUACUGAUCUUCCGUCAGCCAAAGAGGACUUUGAAGAGGCAUUGAGCUAUACAGGUAACCAAAUGAAAGUCCAGCUCCCUGCUUUAGUAGAGAAAGAAAUCAUGAAAGAGGAUGGAUCAAUUAUUAAAAGGACAAUGCUGAAUAAAGCCAGCACACAGAAGAGGACUGUGAUGAAGGACCGGUAUGGAAAACACGUUCAUAUAGAAGAACUGGAUGACACACCAGAAGCACUACCACAGGAUGACCUCCAACACGACCUCCAGCAGCUUCUUAGACACUUCUGCAAAGAGGACUGGAAACAGGAUGCUAAAUGAGAAGCUGCCACCCCUCAACACCACCACGUAACCAUCCAUCCAGUAUGCAACAUUCAUCUUCUCUAGGUGUAGACAUUGUUAUCUACAUAAUCACUGGAAGACACUGCCAUUUCUACUUGUGCAGAUGCAGUGAAUUCAUUUUUUUCCCCUGUAUUUGAUUUUGGGUUUUUGUUAUUUUUUACCCUGUAAGCUAAUUUGUGACCAAAGAUAGCAUCCUUCAUUCAGGAUGAUUUAUCCACCGAAUCGUCGUCUUUGUGCUGUACUGGGAAUUUGUCAGCAUUGCCACUUUUUGCUGGUCAUUUGCUUCUGCACUAGCUUCAUGAAACUGCAUUUGUCAAGCCAACUUCAUCUACAGGCCUCUUCAAGUGACUAUGUACAUGCAUCAUGAAAAAAAGGGAGUUAACAUGUAAACUGUAUAUAGCAAGAGUAUUUGGACUUACAAGACUGCAGAAAACACACUGCCUCUGAAUACAAUUAGCAUCAUGGAUUACAAGGUCUAUUGACACUGCUGAACAGCAAUUAAUAAAAUAAUGUUAACACUACGAACACAGACUGACUGAGGAGGAAGCACUGCAGAUCCACUGCAUCCAUAAGACUUCCAGUUUAGGGAUCUAUUAUAGUUAAAGGCUCUAAGAGUCAGGCUAAAAACCUGGAAACUCAGCUGUUCUCCUGAAGUAACAGCUGACUGUGGCCAUCGAUACUUUUAAGACCUUUGGACAGCCACUUAAAGAUUUCCAGAAAAAGAAAAAAAAAUUAAAAAUACCCAAUUAGGUAACCAACUUGCUAGCAGCUAUAUCUAUGGCACAUUUGCAUACGGUAUUAAAAUCUUUUAGAUCUGGACAUGUGGCAGGGUGUAUUAAACAAUUAUAACUACAGUAGUUUCCUGUUUUCAUCACUGCUUUAGCAAACCACACUGUCCUGCUGGCCACUGCACUGUAGAUAACUACGGGAGAAAGACUUAACCACUAUACAAAGAGAAUAAUUAAUUCACCAUAUUUUAUCAAGAUUGCCUCUUAUCCAAUAAAUGCAUGUCGCAUUUGAAGGUCAAAAGCAAACCCUCCUGUAAUCAUGUCAACUUGUUGGCCCUCUUAGCACUGAGCGAGCAGUUUUUAUCCUCCAAUCAAGUGUUUUUUAAAGAGAAAGCUCACAAUCCUUGAAAGCCACUUUCUGUUCAUAUUUUGUUACCUAUCUAUAUAUAAGAUAUAUAUUUCUAAACCAACCCUCUGAGAACCAUGAUAGCAUAUCUGCACUUUUAUUUUCAAAAAAAGAAAACAAAGAGCUGACAUUUUUGGUAUUCUAUACCUUAAUAUUUAGUGGCAGGCACUCUGUAGUGUUUUAGCACAUGUAACACACGCAAACACACUAAAUGUUUUUAAACAGCUAUUUGUUUUUUUUUUUUUUUUUAAUAGUAUAUUCGAGAAAGAUUAAAAACAAAUCCUCUCCUGUAGGUGGUAAGAGUUUUCCAAGUUUAUCAGGCCUUCUAUGAUUAUAGUUUGCUUGGUUGUUUUUUUAUGACUCACUCAGUGCUCAGAACAAGGGCACUUCUCAUUAAGAUAAUGAUGCCAAAAGCAUAAAAACAUCUUGGGAGUUCUGGCUUCCAGCAGGCAAAGCAACCCGAGGUGCCAUGCUAACACUUUUUUUGGCAGGCAGAAAAAAAAAAAAAAAAAAAGGUGUUUUGGUAGCCAAAAUGAAUGAGACCCAUGAUGAGACAUUUCACGAUACAUCAUGGCUUUCUUAUUGUCAAAGACAGCAGAGGAUGAUCUACAAGAAUGGGGCUCUAAAGAAAUGCAUUUCUGUUGUGUUAUUUGCGGUGCAGAUGAUGUUCUGUGUAACAGCAUAAUGGUUAUUCACCUCUUAUUUUGAUUUUUUGCUGUGUUAUCAAAGAACUUGAAUACUGUGAGAAGAAGUGAAUUUUAAGUUGACGAAUCAGCAUCUUGUUCCCAUGGUGAUAACACUAAUUGAAUAUAUCUAUGAGGGCAUGUAUUAGUUAAAAAUUAAAAAAAAAAAAAACAACACUAACAAUACAUAGCUGCAAUGUGUACAAUGGCUGAUUUAACUAAAUAAAAAUGUACAAGUGUUAAAUGUA
Messenger RNA from Anas platyrhynchos (mallard), 8539 nucleotides. Lineage: Eukaryota; Metazoa; Chordata; Aves; Anseriformes; Anatidae. The record is from RefSeq and is a predicted model, not a curated record.